This is a messenger RNA of Nylanderia fulva, 4690 nucleotides long. It is a transcript of the gene drosha, whose product is annotated as ribonuclease 3 drosha. NCBI's taxonomy places the organism in Eukaryota, Metazoa, Arthropoda, Insecta, Hymenoptera, Formicidae. The record is from RefSeq and is a predicted model, not a curated record. Gene Ontology annotation, biological process: primary miRNA processing; rRNA processing; pre-miRNA processing. Gene Ontology annotation, cellular component: microprocessor complex; nucleus. Gene Ontology annotation, molecular function: ribonuclease III activity; RNA binding.
GCGAAUCCCCAGGUACCUUAGCAGACAUUUUCUGACAGAAAAAGAAGAAGAAGAAGAAAAGAAAUAUAAAUUAUAAUUUUUUCUAAAUUGGCCUUUUCCGACAACUCAAGAAUUUACAAUAGACUCUAUAAAUUUGUUAAUAAAUUAGAAAUCAUUAUAUAAAGAAGAUAAAAAAGAUAUAUUCUUGAAACUCAACAAUUGAAUUUGGAUACUACGAACUGGCUUGAUUUAACAACUCAGGAAUCAACAGCGGACUUCAUCAAUUAAAAAAUUGGAGCCUAUAUACAAAGAAGAUAAGAAGACACAUCGUUGAAACAAUUAUUGACUCUAUAUAGAGAAAUAUAUAUAUAUAGAAAUAUAUAUUUCUAAACUAAUAUCAACCAACAUACUACAAGACGUGUGAAUGUAUGAGCCUUUGCUCAAACAGCCACUACAGAAGACGAAGACGAUAAAUUGAAAUUUUAUUAGUAUUGAAGCUGAGGUAGCUAAACUGAAUAAUUACCUCGACAGAAAUUAUUUCCGAGAGAAACUAAUUGUUGCACGAGGAUGGCAAAUCCUUCAAUGAACUCAGGACAGACGUAUUAUUGGGCUCAGGAGCAGAUGAAGUACCAGCAGUAUCCUCCGGUACCUCCAGUGCCAAAUUUUUCACCACCUAAUUACAAUCAACCAGUCAAUUUUUCAUACAACGUACCUCCUCCCAACGUGUCAAAUGUUAAAUCGACGAACUCGAUGUAUCAGCAGUCUGCGCCUCCUACGUAUCAUGAUGGAACGGCCAGUUUUCAUAAUAAUAUUCCUUACCAGAAUCAAAUGGAUCUGCAGUGCAGUAAUCAAUAUUAUGACAGAACUGAGCAACCUGCACAGCAACCUGCACAGCAACCUUUCAAUGAAAAUUAUGCAAAUUGGGACAGAAGUUCCAGAGACAUGUAUAAUAAUAGUACUAGUAACGAAUGGCACUCUAAUAACUCUACCACAAAGUGGCCAACAUAUUCGAAUGCAUCUACUUCCUGGUAUGACACAAGUAAGACAUACAAUGAUAAUGAGAGAUUAAACUCCACGCAAAGGUAUGAAUCAUCCCAAAGACUAAAAGAGUCUGAAUGGAAAUAUAAUAGGGAAACCGUGCCCACUCGUACUGUAAGCAAACAAAGAUCUAGAAGUCCAGAGGGUAGAUCUGAAAAAGUAUAUAGAUCACACACACGAUACGAUGGCCACAGAGACAGAUAUCGUAAUAAGGGAAUCUCUAGUUCGAGAGAGUCCUCAUAUGAGAGUGGGUACUCUGAGAGAAGAUCUUCAUAUAAGAGGCACGAGAGUUAUUCAUCUCGUUCGGAGGGAUCUUAUGUAAAAAGUAGAAGUAGAAAGAGAUCAAAAUCACGGGAAUCUCGUACGACACGAGAUAUAACGCCAGUCAGCAAUGCUAAACGAUCAAAGGGUCCUACUGAAAGGGAGUUGCUUUUAGAAAAAUAUAGGCGCAAUUACUGUGCAACGAGUAAAGACAUAGAGCGAAAAUUAAACGAAUUAUCAAUAAUGGGAUCAGAAGGUAUACUUGAAAACGAGAAAAAGAUUUGGACUCGUACAGCACCAGCGGAUCUUUACUAUUACAGAGAUGAAAAUAAUCCAAAGAUAAUGAGAAGUACUGUUAAGCUACAAGAAUUAUGUGUAACUUUUAAGAAAUUAUUAAUAGAUAGAGCAACCGAAGCAAGGGCAUUGCAACCGCCUUAUGAACCACCUCCGAGAAAAACUAGAGCACGUCUUUGUCGUCAUAAAUCUGAAGCUUGUAGUAGCUCUUCAUCUGAUAGUGACAGCUCCAUGGAUGAGGAUGAUAGAACUAUGGAAGAAUUAAUGGCAAAGAAACAGCAUCCACAGAGAUUGCAUCCUGAAAUGUGGUUCAACGAUCCUGGAGAGAUGAAUGACGGUCCAUUAUGCAGAUGUAGCGCGAAAUCGCGGCGCUCAGGGAUAAGACACGGGAUUUAUGCCGGAGAAGGUGCAAUAAACAAGUGUGAUUUAAAUACGAAUAACGCGGAUAAAUUGUAUCAUUAUAGAAUAACCAUCAGCCCACCGACUAAUUUUCUCACCAAGACACCAACGAUUAUCAAACACGACGAGCAUGAAUUUAUAUUCGAAGGAUUCUCUAUGCUCUCUCAUUUUCCGUUGGUUAAAUUACCCACGUGUAAAGUUAUCAGAUUUAACAUUGAAUACACGAUUCUUUACAUAGAAGAGAAGUUGCCGGAAAAUUUUACGAUACAGGAACUUGAUUACUUCCAGACAUAUCUGUUCAGAGAGAUUUUGGAGCUCGUAGAUUUCGACUUGCACGCGGCACAGGACAAAUCUGGUUGUGGACAGUUCCAUUUUAUGCCAAGAUUCGUACGCGAUUUGGCUGAUAAUGGCCAGGAAAUCUUAUCGAUGAACGAGGUUUUAAAUUAUUUGAUAAGGAGCAGCACUCAUCUAAUAGAUCCAAACGAUUUACCUAGAUUGGUGGCGAUGGCGCAAUACAAGUGGCAAGAUUUUGCAGAUGAGGUAAAAGGAAUGGUUGUGACUUAUCCCGGGAAGAAACCGUGUAGCGUUCGUGUCGAUCAGCUGGAUAGAAAUCAAGUGGACCAACCACCCGGCGACAUGGCCUAUCCCGAAAUAGUACACUUUGGUAUCCGUCCACCGCAACUUAGUUAUGCUGGAAAUGCAGAUUACCAAAAAGCAUGGAGGGAUUAUGUGAAAUUUCGGCACCUACUCGCGAAUAUGUCGAAGCCCUCCUUUGAGGAUAAGAGGAAACUGGAGGCAAAGGAAAACAAGUUGCAAGAGCUACGUACCCAGAGCAAGAUGAAACGUGACGUCACGGUCGAUGUGAGCUCCGAGGGAUUUUGCAGAACCGGCAUUAUGUGCGACAUUGUGCAGCACGCGAUGCUGAUACCGGUACUCGUCUGUCAUCUGCGGUUUCACAAGUCCUUGGACAACCUGGAGCGCACGUUGGGUUACGAAUUUAAGAACAGAUACCUGCUCCAAUUGGCCCUCACGCAUCCCAGCUACCGCGAGAACUUCGGCACGAAUCCGGAUCACGCGCGAAACUCUCUGACGAACUGCGGCAUAAGGCAGCCCGAGUACGGCGAUCGGCGAAUUCACUACAUGAACACGCGCAAACGCGGCAUCAACACCCUGAUAAACAUAAUGUCGAGAUUCGGCGCGAAAACGGAAACGGAAUCGUCCAUAGCGCACAACGAACGACUGGAGUUCCUGGGCGACGCGGUUGUCGAGUUCCUCACGUCCAUCCACCUCUUUCACAUGUUCCCGGAAUUGGAGGAAGGCGGUCUGGCUACUUAUAGGGCGGCGAUCGUGCAAAAUCAGCAUCUCGCCGUGCUGGCGAAGAAGCUGAAUCUCGAGGAGUACAUGCUCUACGCGCACGGAAGCGAUCUCUGCCACGAUCUGGAGCUGAGACACGCGAUGGCAAAUUGCUUUGAAGCGUUGAUGGGUUCCCUCUUUCUCGACGGAGGGAUAGAAGUGGCCGAUAAGGUUUUUGGGGAAACGCUCUUUAAAAAUGAGGAGGAUCUCGGCAAGGUUUGGGUUCAUUAUCCGCGGCAUCCUCUUCAGGAGCAGGAACCAACGGGGGAUAGACAAUGGAUUCCCAGCUUCGAGUUGCUACAGAAACUGACAAAGUUUGAAGAGUCAAUUGGAAUAGAAUUCACACACAUCCGUCUCCUUGCUAGAGCGUUUACGGAUCGUAGUAUAGGAUAUACCAAUUUGACAUUAGGCUCUAAUCAACGAUUAGAGUUUCUUGGGGAUACUGUGCUGCAGCUUAUCGUUUCUGAAUACUUGUACAAAUUCUUCCCGGAACAUCACGAAGGACAUUUAUCGUUGUUACGGAGCUCUCUUGUAAAUAAUAAAACGCAAGCGGUCGUUUGCGAUGAUCUUGGCAUGACUCAAUAUGCGCUUUACGGGAAUCCGAAAGCUGAAUUAAAGACAAAAGACAGAGCAGAUUUAUUGGAGGCUUUCCUGGGCGCGCUUUAUGUCGAUAAAGGUUUAAAGUAUUGUCACGUCUUUUGCGAUGUGUGCUUCUUCCCACGUUUACAAGACUUUAUCAUGAAUCAAGAUUGGAACGAUCCAAAGAGCAAGCUACAACAAUGCUGCUUAACUUUGAGAACUAUGGACGGUGGGGAACCAGACAUUCCUGUGUACAAAGUCAUCGAAUGUAAAGGACCGACUAAUACAAGGGUUUAUACAGUAGCUGUGUAUUUCCAAGGAAAACGAUUAGCUAAGGCUUCAGGACAUAGUAUCCAGGAAGCGGAAAUGAACUCUGCCAAAGAAGCUUUAGAAAAAUCUCAAGACUUAUUCCCACAAUUGGAUCAUCAAAAACGUGUGAUAGCGAAAAGUAUGAAAAUGCAACAAUGGCCAAAUAAACAGAAAUCAAGAGGAAAAUCAUUAAGGUCCAGUGAGAGAUCUGAUGAUUCUGAUUCGAGCCAAAACCACAGAAGUCAUAGCAGAGAGCGUAAUACCAAGAAGCGAAAAAGUUAAUAAUUAUCUUUUACUUAUAUUUCUUAUAAAAACAAAUCACAAUUUUUAUUUCUACAAAUAGAAGCACAUAAAAACAAGAUAAUUAUGAUCACAUAUAUACUUUUUUAAUAUGUGUACUUUCCGUGAGAGUAUGAUCUCUCGAUAUCUCUUUAAAAAUUAUUUAUUGGAUCUUAAAUAAAUAAUGAUGUAACAAUAA